This is a messenger RNA of Hemicordylus capensis (graceful crag lizard), 1216 nucleotides long. RefSeq names its product tachykinin receptor 2 (gene TACR2). Gene Ontology annotation, biological process: positive regulation of flagellated sperm motility; G protein-coupled receptor signaling pathway. The transcript has 5 exons. The coding region runs from base 1 to 1146 and encodes 381 amino acids. NCBI's taxonomy places the organism in Eukaryota, Metazoa, Chordata, Lepidosauria, Squamata, Cordylidae. The record is from RefSeq and is a predicted model, not a curated record. Gene Ontology annotation, molecular function: substance K receptor activity. Gene Ontology annotation, cellular component: sperm midpiece; plasma membrane.
AUGAAGACAACUUCCCUCUCAAACAUAAAUGUUUCAAUGAAUGACACCGACGGUGACCACCUGACAGCAGUGACUGCAUUUUCUCAGCCUGGCUGGCAAAUAGCUCUUUGGGCUAUCACCUAUUUAUCCAUAGUCAUUGCAUCAAUUGUGGGCAAUGGCACUGUCAUUUGGAUUAUUCUGUCUCACCAGCGGAUGAGAACGGUUACCAACUAUUUCAUAGUUAACUUGGCUCUUUCUGACCUGCUCAUGGCUACUUUGAACACAGUUUUCAAUUUUAUUUAUGCCAGCCACAAUGUCUGGUAUUUUGGUGAGGGAUUCUGCCGGUUUCAUAACUUCGUUCCUAUCACAGCAAUGUUUGUGAGCAUUUAUUCUAUGACUGCUGUUGCUGCUGAGAGGUAUAUGGCUAUCAUUUACCCUUUCAAGCGAAAACUUUCUGCUUGGAACACCAAAGUGAUCAUAGGAAUAAUAUGGCUGGUGGCUUUUGGUCUUGCCUUUCCACAGUUUUUUUAUGCACAAAUAGUUAUUGAUCAUGGAACGACCAAGUGUGUUGUUGCCUGGCCGGAUGAUGUUGACCAGAAACAUCUACUCACAUAUCACAUUACAGUUAUUGUAUUGGUUUACCUGCUGCCUCUCAUGGUGAUGUUUGUCACGUACAGUACGAUAGGAAUGGCUCUAUGGAAUAAUACUGUUCCUGGAGAUCACACCAACAAGGUCUACUACCAGCAUCAGACCAUGGCUAAAAAAAAGUUUGUCAGGACAAUGGUGGCCGUUGUGAUAACAUUUGCUGUCUGUUGGUUUCCUUAUCACCUCUUCUUCCUCUUGGGAAGCAUGCAGAAAGACAUCUACAAGCAGAAGUACAUUCAACAAGUAUAUUUGGCAGUAUUUUUGCUUGCCAUGAGCUCAGCAAUGUAUAGCCCAAUUAUUUACUGUUGUCUUAAUCAAAGGUUCCGCUCUGGUUUCAGGAUAGCUUUUCAGUGUUGCCCAUGCAUCAAAGCGACAGAGAGAGACAGACAUAAUCUUACUCGCCCAUCACCUUUACAGAAGAUCCAGAGAGAUCAAGUAUCUAACUUUCCUACAAGUACAACAGGAACACACAUAACUAAUAUUGACAAAAUAUCAAUCACUAAUAUGUAUCUGGAACUUUGAUUUUUGAAGUUACUUCUAAUAAUGUUAUAACAGCAUUACUUAAUAAAGUUACCUUUGUGUUUUAUCUAAA